Lolium rigidum is the source of this 1683-nucleotide messenger RNA. RefSeq names its product cationic amino acid transporter 6, chloroplastic-like. Gene Ontology annotation, cellular component: plasma membrane. NCBI's taxonomy places the organism in Eukaryota, Viridiplantae, Streptophyta, Magnoliopsida, Poales, Poaceae. The record is from RefSeq and is a predicted model, not a curated record. Gene Ontology annotation, molecular function: amino acid transmembrane transporter activity. The coding region runs from base 1 to 1683 and encodes 560 amino acids. The transcript has 4 exons. Gene Ontology annotation, biological process: amino acid transport; transmembrane transport.
AUGGCGCUGCGCGACGUGCUGCGGACGGUGGCGCAGACGCCGCACCGGCUGCGGAGGAGGGCGCUGGUGACGUGCACGCCGGAGCAGGAGCUGAGCGAGGUGCGCGACAGGUCCGGCCCGCGCAUGGCGCGCCGGCUCGAGUGGUACGACCUCGUGGGCCUCGGCGUCGGCGGGAUGCUCGGCGCGGGCGUCUUCGUCACCACCGGCCGGGUAGCCCGCGACACCGCCGGGCCCGCCGUGUUCAUGUCCUACGUCGUCGCGGGCGUCUCCGCGCUGCUUUCGUCAUUCUGCUACGCCGAGUUCGCCGUCCGCGUCCCCGUCGCCGGCGGCGCCUUCAGCUACCUCAGAGUGACCUUCGGUGAGUUCGUGGGGUUCUUCGGGGGAGCCAACAUCCUGAUGGAGUACGUGCUGUCCAACGCGGCGGUGGCCAGGAGCUUCACGGACUACCUGGCCUCGACGUGCGGCGUCACGGAGCCGGACGCGUGGAGGAUCGAGGUGGAUGGCAUCGCCAGCGGCUACAAUGCGCUGGACGUCCCCGCCGUCGCGCUCAUCCUCCUCCUUACUCUAUGCCUCUGCUACAGUACCAAGGAGAGCUCGAUGCUGAACAUGGUGCUCACGGCGUUCCACCUGCUCUUCUUCGCCUUCAUCAUCGUCGCCGGCUUCUGGAACGGCAGCGCGAGCAACCUCGUGAGGCCUGGCGGUCUGACGCCCUACGGCGCUCGGGGCGUGCUCGACGGCGCCGCCGUCGUCUACUUCAGCUACAUCGGCUACGACUCGGCGUCUACCAUGGCCGAGGAGAUCCGUGACCCCGCACGCGCGCUCCCCGUGGGCAUCGCCGGCUCCGUGCUCCUCGUCUCCGCGCUCUAUUGCCUAAUGUCUCUCGCUCUCUGCGUCAUGCUGCCCUACAACGAGAUCGCGGAGACCGCGCCAUUCGCGUCCGCGUUCAGGGAGAAGGCCGGCUGGAAAUGGGCAAGCGGCAUCGUCGGGGCCGGCGCCAGCAUCGGCAUCGUGGCGUCGCUGCUGGUGGCGAUGAUGGGCCAGGCGAGAUACCUGUGCGUCAUCGCCAGGGCAAGGCUGGUGCCGGUGUGGCUGGCCAAGGUCCACCCUUCCACCGGCACUCCUAUGAACGCCACCAUCUUUCUAGGAUUAUGCACGGCAACAAUCGCCCUCUUCACUGAGCUGCAGAUAGUGUUCGAGAUGAUAUCAAUCGGAACCCUUCUGGCAUUCUACCUGGUGGCAAACGCACUCAUCUACAACCGGUAUGCGAAGCUCGGCACAACCCAGCCGCUUCAUGUCCUUAUAUUCCUGCUGCUCCUAACGCUGAGCUCAAUCGGCUUCUCCCUCUCGAGAAGGAUCGACGGGCGGUGGCGAUGGGGGAUGGCGUUGUUUGGCGCUGUUUCAGUGGCGGUCAUCACAAUCUUCCACUGGACAGCACGGCAGGAUGUGGCCGAGCCAUCUGCGGAGUGGACAGUUCCUAUGAUGCCAUGGCCAGCUGCUGCAUCUGUCUUUCUGAAUGUGUUCCUGAUGACCACCCUCAAGUUGAGGUCCUUUCAGAGGUUUGGGAUCUGGAGCUUUGUGAUCACAAUCUUCUACGUGUGUUAUGGGGUGCAUUCAACAUAUACUGCGGAAGAAAAUGAAGCUGUCAAUGUGAUGAUUCAUCAUGCCAAUGUGGACAUAUCUUAG